This is a messenger RNA of Alosa sapidissima (American shad), 1900 nucleotides long. It is a transcript of the gene slc6a4b, whose product is annotated as solute carrier family 6 member 4b. Gene Ontology annotation, molecular function: serotonin:sodium:chloride symporter activity; serotonin binding. The record is from RefSeq and is a predicted model, not a curated record. Gene Ontology annotation, cellular component: neuron projection; membrane. The transcript is spliced from 13 exons. Gene Ontology annotation, biological process: serotonin uptake; sodium ion transmembrane transport. Lineage: Eukaryota; Metazoa; Chordata; Actinopteri; Clupeiformes; Clupeidae. The coding region runs from base 127 to 1890 and encodes 587 amino acids.
CAUGCUCUUUUCUGCACAUCUCUUUGUUAGUCUUUUUUUUACCUCUGCGGGUUGUAAGUUUUUUAUGUAAAUAAAAAAAAACUUACUUACUUCUUCAGCUACCUUCAGCUGUCCAGUCCACCGACGAUGCCUCAACAGGACUCCAUGGCUCUUACUGGGAAUCUCUGUGCCCCGGGUGCCUCAAACUCCGGAUACAACACUAACCCAGUGAUCACACAAACAGACAACAGGGACCGAUGGAGCAAAAAGAUGGAUUUCCUUUUAUCCGUCAUUGGCUUCGCUGUAGAUCUGGGAAAUGUCUGGAGAUUUCCAUACAUAUGUUAUCAAAAUGGUGGUGGUGCGUUUCUCAUCCCUUACAUCCUCAUGGCCAUCUUUGGAGGAGUGCCUCUCUUCUACAUGGAGUUGGCACUGGGACAGUUCCACAGGACAGGGGCCAUCUCCAUAUGGAAACACAUCUGCCCCAUUUUUAAAGGGAUAGGGUUUGCAAUCUGCAUCAUCGCCCUGUACGUCUCGUUCUACUACAACACCAUCAUUGCCUGGGCCCUCUUCUAUUUUUACUCGUCCUUCACCAGCACGCUGCCCUGGACCAGCUGCAACAACCCCUGGAACACAGAGAACUGCACCAACUACUUCGCGGGCAGCGUCAACUGGACCAACUACUCCCGCUCGCCCGCUGAGGAGUUCUACACGAGGAACGUACUGGAGAUCCAGGACGCCGAUGGGCUCCGCAACGUAGGGGGAAUUCGCUGGCAGCUCACACUCUGCCUCUUCCUCAUCUUCACCAUCGUCUACUUCAGCCUCUGGAAGGGUGUGAAGACCUCAGGGAAGGUGGUGUGGGUGACCGCAACUCUGCCCUACGUGGUGCUCCUGAUCCUGCUGGUCCGUGGGGCCACACUCCCGGGGGCCUGGAGGGGGGUCAAGUUCUACCUGCAGCCCAAGUGGGAGAAACUCCUGGAGACCAGCGUGUGGGUAGACGCCGCCACGCAGAUCUUCUUCUCAUUGGGGCCUGGCUUCGGUGUCCUUCUUGCACUCUCCAGCUACAAUUCCUUCACCAACAACUGCUACAGGGAUGCCAUAGUAACCAGUUUGGUGAACUGUUUUACCAGUAUCAUCUCUGGCUUUGUCAUCUUCACCGUGCUGGGGUAUAUGGCACAGAGACGUGGAUGCAAUGUGGAAGAUGUUGCAAAAGAUACAGGACCGAGUUUGCUCUUCAUCACUUACCCAGAAGCCAUUGCAAAUAUGGAGGGCCAAACUUUUUUUGCCAUUUUCUUUUUCAUGAUGAUGAUCACACUGGGACUGGACAGUACGUUCGGGGGGCUGGAGGCCAUCAUCACGGCCGUCAUGGAUGAGUACCCAGACUAUCUGUCCCAGCGACGGGAGCUGUUCGUCCUUGUCCUUGUCGUGGUGUGCUUCACGGGCUCUCUCAGCACCCUUACUCAUGGGGGUGCUUAUGUUGUGAAAUUGCUGGAGGAGUUUGGGGUUGGCUGCUCCAUCAUUGCAGUUGGUUUCCUGGAGGCCAUUGCUGUUUCCUGGUUCUAUGGUAUCCAGAGGUUCAGUAAUGACAUCAAGUCCAUGUUGGGUUACAGCCCUGGGUUGUUUUGGAAGGUCUGCUGGGUAGCCAUCAGCCCUGCCUUUCUGGCUUAUAUUAUAGUGAGUUCACUACUCAACCCUCAGCCCCUUACCCUCUUUGACUACAAGUACCCUGGCUGGACCAUCUCUGUGGGAUAUAUGAUUGGCGCCUCUUCCUUUAUGUGGAUUCCCAUUUACAUUGUUUACAAGCUGGCUUGGACUCCUGGAUCUCUGAAGCAGCGCCUUGCAAUAUGUUUGAAUCCAGAACAGACAUUACCUGAUCUCCACGCAGAUGCCCUUGGCAUGGCCCCUGUCCCAUAGUACCGUCCAG